AUUUCGUCGGAAUACACACACACACACACACACACACACACACAUAUAUAUAUAUAUAUAUACCCGUAAUUUCCAACCCAGAGACACACUCAAAACCGAGCCCUGAAAACACUUCCCAGACCUCCCCCUUCGUGAGAGGAAUCCAACGGAGAAAGAAUCGUUGAAAACGGUCGUGAAACGAGGGAGAAAAGUUUCACCGGAGUUUCGCCGGGCAAACUUUCACGACGGGAAACAGAGAAGAGGGAGGAGCUUCCGCUGCCGCCAACCCAUCACCGACCUUCGCCGUCCCAGAAGGAGUGCACCGCCACCGUCGUUGGCCGCGUUCAUCGAGGUGAUUAUUUAGAGACCGGAGUAGAAGAAGAGAAUUAGGAUCACCCGGACUAGAGAAACAUGCCGCCAAGAAGAAACCCCCAUGCAACCCCAACUGUUGAGGAGUUGGCUCAAACUAUUCAGCAGAUGGCGCAACACAUUGGAGCAGCUCAAACCCAUAACCAAGGGGUUGACUAUGCGACGCGCGUGGCCGGAAGGAACCCCCCAAAAUACCUGGGGGAGGAGGAUCAUCUGAUUUUAGAAGACUGGAUCUGAACCUUCGACAAGCUCUUUGAUUCGCUCAACUGCCCGUUGGAGCAGCGGGUAAACAUAGCGGUGUACUACUUGCACCAAGAGGCGGAUCAUUGGUGGGCUGCCACCGGAUCAACCCUGCUCGAGCAACCGAGAUUUUGUUGGGAAGACUUCAAGAUAGCCCUACGCGACCGUUUCUAUCCGGACCAUGUGAAAGAGGCAAACUAUGAUGAGUUUGUCAACUUCAAGCAAGGAGAUUUAACUGUCCAAGAGUACCACACGAAGUUUGUCCAACUGGCCCGCUUCACCAAAGAGCUGAUAUCCACUGAGGCCAGCAUGACCCGAAGGUUUGUGACUGGGCUGAACUUUGGCGCCCAAAAGUUCGUAACCGUGACAGAGCCGCGGAACAUGAAUGAGGCGUACCGGAAAGCUGGGAAGUACUACAUGGUACAUCAGAAGGAGAGGGAGGCGCAGAAGAGAGACCGGAAGAUUGCCGAGGUAGAACAGCAGCAAAAGAAGGCCCGAACUGACCGCCCAGAGCCAAGACAAAACAACCAAAAUGGUAGAACCUUCCAAGGCCAGGGUCAGGGAAGGAAUCAGCCCGCUCAUGUACGGCACUACAAAUGCAAACUGUGCCCAAACAACCAUCCCGGGAAGGAUUGUGCGGGAAAUGCGGUGAGAUGUUACAACUGUAAUCUCAUGGGACAUCGGGCAUAUGAGUGCCGGAAACCUCCGAGCCAGGGUCAAAACCAAGGGAACAACCAAACUGGGGGCGGGAUUAAUCACGCUAACACCAACCGUGGUAAUCCCGGUAAUCGCCCAGCGGAGGCUAACCGAAACCAAGGCCCGGGAGGGCAAAACAACACUCAAGGCCGCAUCUACGUCAUGAACCAGGCUCAAGCAAAUGCACACGAUGUGGUGUCAGGUACCUUUCUUGUAAACUCCAAACCUGCUUAUGUGCUGUUUGAUUCAGGUGCAUCCCACAUCUUCAUAGCAUCAAAAUUCGUGGAAAGGACGAAGCUAAAACCUACCACUAAGCUUAGUCUUAACGUAAAAACGGCCUCCAACCAAGUGGUGGCAUGUGGGAGUGUUUUCUCUAACGUUCCCAUAGUCAUAUCCGAUACCGAACUACCCGGAGAUCUAAUCCAAUUUGACCUGGAGGAUAUCGACGUGGUGUUGGGUAUGGACUGGAUAGGGAAAUAUAAAGCCAAAAUCCUAUGCGACGAGCAGAAAGUGGUCUUGAGAGGACCCAAUAAAAAACGUGUAUCCUACAAAGCAGUUACAUCUAAACCGGGAGUGAAGCUAGCAACCAUGCAACAAGUCAAACGAUAUGUCCGAAAGGGGUAUGAAGUUUACUUGUGCAGGAUCAAAGACUUGACCUCCGAGGAUCCGACCAUUGAUAAAAUCCCGGUGGUCAAUGAGUUUCCGGAUGUAUUUCCAGAAGAGAUUCCGGGGAUGCCACCGGAGAGGGAAGUCGAGUUUUCAAUCGACCUUCUGGCGGGCACCGCACCCAUCUCAAAGGCACCAUACCGAAUGGCACCGAAGGAAAUGCAAGAACUGAAGGAACAACUCGAAGAAUUAUUGGAGAAAGGCUACAUCAAACCGAGUAUCUCACCUUGGGGUGCUCCGGUCUUGUUUGUGAAGAAGAAGGAUGGGAGUCUGAGACUCUGCAUUGACUAUAGAGAGCUGAACAAAGCAACCAUCAAGAACAAAUACAUGCUGCCUCGCAUUGAUGACCUCUUUGAUCAACUGAGGGGAGCUAGCACGUUUUCCAAAGUUGAUUUGAGAUCCGGGUACCAUCAAGUGAGGAUUUCUGAGAAAGAUGUCCCGAAGACGGCCUUUCGAACGAGGUACGGACACUAUGAGUUCACCGUAAUGCCGUUUGGCCUCACAAAUGCACCUGCGGUAUUUAUGGAUCUCAUGAACCGUGUGUUCCGACCCUACCUCGAUCUCUUCAUUGUGGUGUUCAUUGACGACAUCCUGGUGUACUCCAAGACUCCAACCGAGCAUGAAGAACAUCUGAGGAUAGCACUGCAAACUUUGAGAGAGAAUCAGCUAUAUGCCAAACUCUCAAGAUUUACACCGGUACUGAAGGGUUCGAGAUUAACACCGAUGCUUGUUUAAAGGGGUUGGGUUGCGUAUUGAUGCAAAACGGCAAAGUGGUGGCAUAUGCAUCAAGGCAACUAAAGACACAUGAGGUCAACUAUCCGACUCAUGACUUAGAACUGGCAGCGGUUAUCUUUGCUCUAAAGCUGUGGAGGCACUAUCUCUAUGGGGUACACUGUAAAGUUUACACCGAUCACAAGAGCUUGAAGUACAUCUUCACCCAAAAGGAGCUUAACAUGAGACAGAGACGUUGGCUAGAACUCGUCAAAGACUAUGACUUGGAGAUCCAAUACCAUGAAGGCAAAGCAAACGUAGUUGUCGAUGCGCUGAGCCGGAAAUCAACCCACUCCUUCAAAGCAGAAUGGGUACUACCUGAUGAACUUUACCGGGACUUUCAAAAACUAGACUUGGAAGUUCGGGAUUUCGGAGAGGUAGAGCGGGAAACACGGUUACUCACCAUGACCGUUACCCCAUCUAUCUUCGACGAAAUUCGUGAAGGGUAGCCUGGAGACAUAAAGCUAGAUCGAAUCCGAGCAGGUAUGACAAAUGGCGUGAACGGUCCGUUCAAACUGCACGAAGACGGGAGCAUUCGACACAAAGGAAGGUGGUGUAUCCCGAUGAAAUGUGAAGAACUUAAAAGGAAAAUUCUGGAGGAAGGGCACAACACGCCUUACUCGGUACACCCUGGGGGCGAUAAACUCUACAAAGACAUCAAAAAGAAUUUUUGGUGGCCAAAGAUGAAGAAAGAGGUAGCCGAGUUCGUGGCCCGAUGCUUAAACUGUCAGAAGGUGAAAGCCGAACGUUGCAAGCCCAAGGGACUCGUACAAUCCUUGGAAGUACCAAAGUGGAAGUGGGAUUCCAUCUCCAUGGACUUUGUUGGGGGCUUACCCCUAACCAAGUCUGGCAAAGACAAGGUUUGGGUCAUAGUUGAUCGGUUAACAAAGACCGCUCGCUUUAUCCCAAUGAACGAAACUUGGAGCAUGGAGAAAUUAGCCCGAGCUUACAUCAAACACGUGGUUAAGUACCAUGGAGUUCCACAAGACAUCGUUUCUGACCGUGAUUCUAGAUUUCUAUCUCAAUUCUGGAAGGAAUUGCAAGCCGCCAUGGGGACGAAGCUGAAGCUGAGUACUGCCUUUCACCCGAUGACCGAUGGACAAACGGAACGAACCAUCCAAACACUCGAGGACAUGCUGAGAGCAUGUAUGUUAGACCUACAAGGAUCGUGGGACGAACACUUAGACUUAAUAGAGUUUUCAUACAACAAUAGCUACCACGUCAGUAUCAAAAUGGCCCCGUACGAAGCUCUAUAUGGUCAAAAGUGUAGAAGCCCACUAUGUAACACCCCUAAAUUUCCCGCCCAAAACAUUGAUAUAUUUAAAAGAAAUACUUUAUUCAUUCAUCAAAGAGUUGAAGAAAUACAACGGAAGUCUAAUAGGGAAAUGAGUGUUACCGCCACAUUCGGUCAUCUCUUAACCGAAUGCACAGGCAACUCAAAGUAAAACAAUAAAAACUAAUGUAAUAAUAAGUAAAUGUUUGUUUUAUGACUAGAUUUAACUAAGGCAUCUUCUAAUUCG
Cuscuta europaea is the source of this 4241-nucleotide messenger RNA. NCBI's taxonomy places the organism in Eukaryota, Viridiplantae, Streptophyta, Magnoliopsida, Solanales, Convolvulaceae. The record is from the annotation of a GenBank genome assembly.